AUGGGCCUUCCCGGCCCGGGAGCUGGAAGUCGAAGGGGCGGGAGUCGUGGGAGUGAACUUGCAAGAAGUUUUGAGGGCGUGUGGGCCCUGCGCCCGCUUCUUCUCCACCGGACGCGGCUGGGGCGGCGGGUGGCACGGGGGAGGGCGCGGGAGGUAGGGAGUCCGGCAGCUGCCAUGGCGUCGCGGAUCGGGCUCCGCAUGCAGCUCAUGCGGGAGCAGGCACAGCAGGAGGAGCAGCGGGAGCGCAUGCAGCAGCAGGCCGUCAUGCAUUACAUGCAGCAGCAGCAGCAGCAGCAGCAGCAGCUGGGGGGGCCGCCCACCCCAGCCAUCAACACCCCCGUCCACUUCCAGUCUCCCCCGCCAGUGCCCGGGGAGGUGCUGAAGGUGCAGUCCUACCUGGAGAACCCCACCUCCUACCACCUGCAGCAGUCCCGGGACCAGAAGGUGCGCGAGUACUUGUCUGAGACCUACGGGAACAAGUUUGCCGCCCACAUCAGCCCCGCCCAGGGCUCCCCAAAGCCCCUGCCAGCCGCCUCCCCAGGCGUGCGGCCCGCACACGUGUUGUCAUCCUCAGCCGGCAACAGUGCCCCCAACAGCCCCAUGGCCAUGCUGCACAUCGGCUCCAACCCUGAGCGGGAGUUUGAUGUCAUUGACAACAUUAUGUGUCUGGACGAUGUCCUGGGCUUCAUCAAUCCUGAAACUCAGAUGCCCAACACGCUGCCCCUGUCCAGCAGUCACCUGAAUGUGUACAGUGGGGACCCCCAGGUCACCGCCUCCCUGGUGGGCGUCACCAGCAGCUCCUGCCCAGCCGACCUGACGCAGAAGCGUGAACUCACAGAUGCUGAGAGCCGGGCCCUGGCCAAAGAGCGGCAGAAGAAAGACAAUCACAACCUCAUUGAGAGGCGACGGAGGUUCAACAUCAAUGACCGCAUCAAGGAGCUGGGCAUGCUGAUCCCUAAGGCCAAUGACUUGGACGUGCGCUGGAACAAGGGCACCAUCCUCAAGGCCUCUGUCGACUACAUCCGGAGGAUGCAGAAGGACUUGCAGAAGUCCCGGGAGCUGGAGAACCAUUCUCGGCGCCUGGAGAUGACCAACAAGCAGCUCUGGCUCCGUAUCCAGGAGCUGGAGAUGCAGGCUCGGGUGCACGGCCUGCCCACCACCUCGCCCUCCGGCAUGAACAUGGCCGAGCUGGCCCAGCAGGUGGUGAAGCAGGAGCUGCCCAGUGAGGAGGGCCCGGGGGAGGCCCUGCUAUUGGGGGCCGAGGUCCCCGACCCCGAGCCACUGCCAGCUCUGCCCCCCCAGGCCCCGCUGCCCCCUCCAGCCCAGCCGCCCCAGCCACCGUCCCCAUUCCACCACCUGGACUUCAGCCACAACCUGAGCUUUGGGGGCGGGGGCAACGAAGGGCCCCCGGGCUACCCCGAACCUCUGGGGCCAGAGCAUGCCUCCCCGUUCCCCGACCUGUCCAAGAAAGAUCUGGACCUCAUGCUCCUAGACGACUCCUUGCUCCCGCUGGCCUCCGACCCCCUCUUUUCCACCAUGUCCCCUGAGGCCUCCAAGGCCAGCAGCCGCAGGAGCAGCUUCAGCAUGGAGGAGGGCGACGUGCUGUGA
Molecule: messenger RNA, 1608 nt
Organism: Rangifer tarandus platyrhynchus (Svalbard reindeer)
Lineage: Eukaryota; Metazoa; Chordata; Mammalia; Artiodactyla; Cervidae
Source: the annotation of a GenBank genome assembly